UCAUUUUUCCUCGGUAACCACGCCUGGCUUUAACAAAACAUGGCGGCUUAAGCGUCUGUGUUUUCCUGGUGUUAUCAUAUAUCAUCACUGUCGGUUUCUUACAAUACUUUCGUUGAUACAAAUGUCAUUACACUACCACCCGCAACGAUGUUAUCGCCUACCGCUUUGAAUAUGUUUUCGCCGUCUCCAGCUAGUUCGGAAGAAAUCGGCUCCUCGGCCCUGUUUCCAUCGCUUGAUACAGGCCUUUCAACUUCUGGCAUGACUUCAGAAGAGAUUGACGAGCAACCCGAAGGGGAAGAAAAUGAAUAUGCUGAUGCUGCAGAAUCCACCAAGGCAGAAUUCAUUGAAAAAACUCUGUUGAGAGCAUCUGAACAAAUUUUGCUUCAAAGUGGAGGAAAAUUACAUGUCAAAGAUAUUGCUGAUAGAAUUGUAGAAAGUGGGCUCAUCCCACCCAGAUCAAAGGCUUUGAACAGUCUAGAAUCAAUCUUGUAUCGUGAGGCAAGUAAACUUCUUUCACUUAUAACUUGUAGAUCACAAUGUAAGUAA
Messenger RNA from Pocillopora damicornis (cauliflower coral), 546 nucleotides. RefSeq lists its product as uncharacterized. Gene Ontology annotation, biological process: regulation of DNA-templated transcription; regulation of cell cycle. Lineage: Eukaryota; Metazoa; Cnidaria; Anthozoa; Scleractinia; Pocilloporidae. The record is from RefSeq and is a predicted model, not a curated record. Gene Ontology annotation, cellular component: nucleus.